AUGGAAAUGGCUGGGCCUGGAAAGAGCACUCUCAUCUUGAUGUGCACUGGACAAGAUGUUCCCGUUGGUCAUGAUCUGCAAGCUUGUACACAACAUGUCACUGCAUACCAAUGCAAAUCGUCAGAUACCUCUGACAUAUAUCUUCUGGAUACUCCGGGGUUUGAUGACACGAAUCGAUCAGACGCCGAAGUUCUCAAAGAGAUUGCUUUAUGUCUUACCAAGAUGUAUGAAGACAAUAUCAAACUAAGCGGGAUCCUAUAUCUCCAUAGGAUCACAGAUCGUCGUAUGGGCGAAUCUGCCAAAAAGAACCUCAUGAUGUUCCGGAAACUCUGUGGCGAGGAAAGUCUCAUGAACGUCAUUCUUGUCACUACGAUGUGGGAAGAUGAGUACGCAGCAAUAGGAGAAAGGCGAGAGCAAGAGCUGAUCGCUACAGGUGGUUUCUGGGGAGCCCUGGUCGAAGAUGGCGCUCAAAUCAAUCGCCAUAAUAAUACCCGCUCAUCCGCCAUGCCCCUACUCAGAACGAUUGCCAAAAGCGAUCGAGUCACUAUUUCCAUUUAA
Messenger RNA from Fusarium oxysporum Fo47, 558 nucleotides. RefSeq names its product P-loop containing nucleoside triphosphate hydrolase protein. Gene Ontology annotation, molecular function: GTP binding. NCBI's taxonomy places the organism in Eukaryota, Fungi, Ascomycota, Sordariomycetes, Hypocreales, Nectriaceae. The record is from RefSeq and is a predicted model, not a curated record. The coding region runs from base 1 to 558 and encodes 185 amino acids. The transcript has 2 exons.